AUGCCUGGUGUUCCACCUAACGCUUUUGCGCAAGUCAAGAAGGGCUUCAAGCGCUUCUUCAGCAGCCGCAAGAAGGCAGCUAAGAAGACCGAGGCCCCUGCUGAAGCUCCUGCGACCAAUGCUGCUACCACUGCACCUGUAGCAGGUGCUGCAGGUGCAGCGGCCGCUGCGACACCCGCCGCCCCCGCUGCCCCUCAACCCGAUACCACCAUCGCACCCGAAUCUGCUGAGGUAAAGGAGACGAAGCCCGCGGAGCCUGUCGCCUCCCCGGAGAUGAGCGCUACAGCUGGCCCUGUCGAAACCCAUUUAGAGGCUGCGCCUGCUCCCGCUGCUGAAGCUGCGCCUGCUGCUAAGCCUGAGGAGGCUGCCGCUCAGCCUGUGGAGCCCGUUGCUCAGACUGAAGCCCCUGCUGCUGCACCUGAGGCCCCUGGUACUCAGACUGAGGAGCCCGCCGCUAAGCCUGAGGAACCUGCUGCCAAGACUGAUGCGCUCGCUAAGUAG
Molecule: messenger RNA, 501 nt
Organism: Penicillium paradoxum
Lineage: Eukaryota; Fungi; Ascomycota; Eurotiomycetes; Eurotiales; Aspergillaceae
Exons: 4
Coding region: 1-501 (166 amino acids)
Source: RefSeq, a predicted model, not a curated record